Molecule: messenger RNA, 1889 nt
Organism: Loxodonta africana (African savanna elephant)
Lineage: Eukaryota; Metazoa; Chordata; Mammalia; Proboscidea; Elephantidae
Gene: TAF7
Product: TATA-box binding protein associated factor 7
Exons: 2
Coding region: 377-1426 (349 amino acids)
Biological process (GO): transcription initiation at RNA polymerase II promoter; RNA polymerase II preinitiation complex assembly; regulation of transcription by RNA polymerase II
Cellular component (GO): transcription factor TFIID complex
Molecular function (GO): RNA polymerase II general transcription initiation factor activity
Source: RefSeq, a predicted model, not a curated record
CUCCGGCUCGUUUUGCAGCUCCGGACCUGGGGUCGCUGAGCUGCUUUGCAGCUGGGCUGCCGAGCUGCUGAGCUGCCCAGCUGCCGAGCUGCCGAGCUGCCGUGUCUGGCUCUCGGAGUUCGGAUCUCGGCGAGCUUUCGCGCUGCCCGUCCUGAGGUCUUUCGUUUUAAUCAGCAGCGGAUCACUUUGCCGAGCGCCGGGAAGAACAAAGGAAAUCAGGGAGACUCUCGGCUCCAAGUCGCCUUGCUCCGAGCGGCUUCUUUUCCGUCUGCUCCUUUCCGAAGAAGCUGCUUUUGUAAUCGUCACUGGAUGUAAUUGGAAUUUUAUAUUGAAGCAAGUGCUUAUUACCAGAGAAGUGAGUCACAGAGAAAUAAGGAUGAGUAAGAGCAAAGACGACGCUCCUCAUGAACUAGAGAGCCAGUUUAUCUUACGCCUACCUCCGGAAUAUGCCUCGACUGUGAGGCGGGCAGUACAGUCUGGCCAUGUCAACCUGAAAGACAGACUGACAAUUGAGUUACACCCUGAUGGUCGUCAUGGUAUUGUCAGAGUGGACCGGGUUCCGUUGGCCGCAAAAUUGGUAGAUCUGCCCUGCGUUAUGGAAAGCUUGAAAACCAUUGAUAAAAAAACCUUCUACAAGACAGCUGAUGUUUGUCAGAUGCUUGUAGCCACAGUUGAUGGUGAUCUCUAUCCUCCUGUGGAAGAGCCAGUUGCUGCCGCUGAUCCCAAAGCAAGCAAGAAAAAGGAUAAAGACAAAGAGAAAAAGUUUGUCUGGAACCAUGGAAUUACCCUUCCUCUGAAAAAUGUCCGAAAGAGAAGGUUUAGGAAGACAGCAAAAAAGAAGUAUAUUGAAUCUCCAGAUGUGGAAAAGGAAGUGAAGAGGUUGCUGAGUACAGAUGCCGAAGCUGUCAGUACUCGUUGGGAAAUAAUUGCUGAAGAUGAGACAAAAGAGACAGAAAAUCAGGGCCUUGAUAUCGCCUCUCCGGGAAUGUCUGGCCACAGGCAGGGCCAUGACUCAUUGGAACAUGAUGAGCUUCGAGAGAUAUUCAAUGACCUCAGCAGCAGCAGUGAAGAUGAAGAUGAGACACAGCAUCAAGAUGAGGAGGAUAUAAACAUCAUCGACACUGAGGAAGACCUGGAGAGACAGCUACAGGACAAGCUAAAUGAAUCGGAUGAACAGCACCAGGAAAAUGAAGGAACCAAUCAGCUCGUUAUGGGAAUUCAGAAACAAAUUGAUAACAUGAAAGGCAAGCUCCAGGAGACUCAGGACAGGGCAAAACGACAGGAGGAUCUCAUCAUGAAAGUGGAGAACCUGGCUCUCAAGAACAGAUUCCAGGCCGUUCUGGAUGAACUCAAACAAAAGGAAGACCGAGAAAAGGAGCAGCUCAGCUCUUUGCAGGAAGAGCUAGACUCACUCUUAGAGAAGUAAGAGGAGCUUUGUUACUUUGUCUUUAGACAGUCCACUAAAAGAAAAACCUUGGACUGGUUGUUAUGUUCUUGUAGUAGUCCCUAUUCCCUCCAUUACCUUCUUUUGAAACUAUCCCUUUUAAACCAUUAGGCUAGGUGUUUAUCUUGUAGGAAAUAGGAUUGUAUAUACAGAAAAAUGUAGGAAAGUUCUAGGUUUAGUGGAAUGAACAAUUCAACCUUAAUAAUCACAGUUUCAUUGCAGGACAUUGCUGUUUUUCUGUUUGCUAGAAGCUGUUACUACUGCUUUGUGGUGCCAUCUGAGAUCAGUAAGAGUCUAGCCUAGAAGCAGUGAAGCUAGUUUGCAAAUUUUUUCCUGUGCACUAGGUCCUUUCUCAGCUAUUAAAAGCAAACAUUUCCACAUGUAGAGUUGCAAAUCGUUUUAUGAAGUUGUUUCUAACACAGUAAAUAAAAGUAGCUAAUUUUCA